UGUUUACUAACAAAAUUGAUGGAACUGAUGAUUUAGUUAGUUGUAUGCGUAAUUAGUGUAAGUAUAAAUAGUGUACAAAUUACAAACAUACAAUCAGUUCGUAAAGAAAAACACAAGAAAUUCAAAAUGGGCAAAAUGUUGAAGUUUAUGAUAGUUUUGGCAGUUGUUAUUGCCGUAGUGCAUUGUGUCCCAUACGUAGGUGGUAAUGGCGGAGGCCAUGGUGAUCAUGGAAAUUUUAAUGUAAGCAGUGGUCAUGGUGGUGGACAUGGAAGUAAUCAUGGAGGCAGUGGAGGCCAUCAAGGAGGUGGCGGCAGUGGUAGUGGGCAUGGACAUAACCAACAUGGCGGUGGUAGUGGGUCAGGUGCGGGAAAUGGUCAUGGACAUAAUCAUCAUUAAAUUAAUUUUGAAUGCAAACAAUUGUAACGCUUCAUUCUACCAAACAAUAAAUAUACUGACACACAAA
Molecule: messenger RNA, 463 nt
Organism: Dalotia coriaria
Lineage: Eukaryota; Metazoa; Arthropoda; Insecta; Coleoptera; Staphylinidae
Product: holotricin-3-like
Exons: 2
Coding region: 127-396 (89 amino acids)
Source: RefSeq, a predicted model, not a curated record